This is a messenger RNA of Nannochloropsis gaditana CCMP526, 273 nucleotides long. RefSeq names its product dna-directed rna polymerase iii largest. The transcript has a single exon. The annotation marks the transcript as partial. The record is from RefSeq and is a predicted model, not a curated record.
UCCGUGAUCUUCUGGAAGAGCUGGUACACACGGAGGGGGCUCAUGUCCUCCUGGGCCUUGUCCAGGUGGUUCGCGAUCUCCCGGUUGUGGGCGAGGGCCGUCUUCAUGGCCCGAGCCAGCGCCUGGUGCUCCACCCCUCCGUUCCGCCCACUGUACCUCUCGUGCACGAGCUUGAGGGUGGCGGCGCCCGCGAUCUUCUUGAUCUUCCCGUUCACUGCCUUGCACUCGAAGCAGUACGAGGCCUUCUUGCACUUUUCUACCACCCUUUUAAAG